UGACUGUGCAGUUACUAAGCAAGCAAAGAAGACCUAGUCCAAUAACUCAUAUGCUACCAAAGAGGUGGCUAGUGGUGUUCCUAACCAUACUUUCUGCAAUCUCCUUUGCUAGUGGAGCCAAGCUUGGAGAAGUCAGUGAGCAGUUAAGAUCUGAAUUAAACCAAACCUCUCGUACUAGAAACCUUGAGAGGCACAUGAAUUCACCUUCUGCUUUUGAACAAAUGAGCAAUAGAAGUUUUAUACUCCAAGAUGAUCCGAAUUUAAGAAUUUACGAACGAGAUGGAGAACUGUGAUAUCUCCUUCACCCUGAUACUUCCAGUUCUGGAACUUUAAGAAUAAUCGGUGACGGGGCAUUGAUUAAGCCAUGUUCAGAUCUUAAACAAACUGAGACCGUAGUUCCAGAAGUGAAUAGAAGACAUCUGGCUGAUGAAAAUGCUAAAGAUUCAGACACAGAAGAGGAUAAGAGAGAUAAAAUUUCCUCCAUCAUAAUUACAGGCGUCACUGUAGUUUGAGUGUUUGGAGUCAUUAUUGUCUUUGUGAUAUAUAAAAUUAAGAAGACUAAGCACACUGAUAAGAUAAAGCAAUAUAUGCCGUCUGUCAAAUUAGAUCGGCAGGAGAACUACUUUAGCCAGACAGACUGAGUAAUUUGUCUGGCUGACCUCAAGACUGAGACCCAUCACAGGAAGAUUAGUUCUUGUGGGCAUAUUUUCCACUCUGAAUGCAUCGUUGAGUAUUAUAAGGCUAAUGUUAAGGAAAACCGUUCCCAGGUUUGUCCGAUAUGAAAGAAAGAUAUUGAAACUGAAGAGGUUGAUAUUGUGCCUACAGAAGAAGGAAUUAACAUUGCACUUGAAUAAGAUAAAAUAUACUAAUUUGGUAAUUAAAGGCUUGAUAU
Moneuplotes crassus is the source of this 892-nucleotide messenger RNA. The record is from the annotation of a GenBank genome assembly. NCBI's taxonomy places the organism in Eukaryota, Ciliophora, Spirotrichea, Euplotida, Euplotidae.